Prionailurus viverrinus (fishing cat) is the source of this 2482-nucleotide messenger RNA. RefSeq names its product RAB3B, member RAS oncogene family (gene RAB3B). The coding region runs from base 146 to 805 and encodes 219 amino acids. The transcript has 5 exons. Gene Ontology annotation, biological process: protein secretion; protein localization to plasma membrane; regulation of exocytosis. Gene Ontology annotation, molecular function: GTP binding; GTPase activity. The record is from RefSeq and is a predicted model, not a curated record. NCBI's taxonomy places the organism in Eukaryota, Metazoa, Chordata, Mammalia, Carnivora, Felidae. Gene Ontology annotation, cellular component: synaptic vesicle; endosome; plasma membrane.
GCCCCGCACCUCUCCGCGUCGCACCGCACCGCACCGCACCUCCCUGCUCUGGGAACCCGGCUGCACAUUCCGCCGCGUACAGCUAGAUCUCCAGUCCCAUUGCACUGCCAGGAGCGAGCCGCUCGUCCCACACCCGAAGUCCCAGAUGGCUUCUGUGACUGAUGGUAAAGCCGGAGUCAAAGAUGCUUCUGACCAGAAUUUUGACUACAUGUUCAAACUGCUCAUCAUUGGCAACAGCAGUGUUGGCAAAACCUCCUUCCUCUUCCGCUAUGCCGAUGACACCUUUACCCCAGCCUUUGUCAGCACUGUGGGCAUCGACUUCAAGGUGAAGACAGUCUACCGCCAUGAGAAGCGAGUGAAGCUGCAGAUCUGGGACACAGCUGGGCAAGAGCGGUACCGGACCAUCACCACAGCCUAUUACCGUGGGGCCAUGGGCUUCAUUCUGAUGUAUGACAUCACCAACGAGGAGUCCUUCAAUGCUGUCCAAGAUUGGGCUACUCAGAUCAAGACCUACUCCUGGGACAAUGCGCAGGUUAUCCUGGUGGGGAACAAAUGUGACAUGGAGGAAGAGAGGGUUGUUCCCACUGAGAAGGGCCGGCUCCUUGCAGAGCAGCUUGGGUUUGACUUCUUUGAAGCCAGCGCCAAGGAGAACAUCAGUGUGAGGCAGGCCUUCGAGCGCCUGGUAGAUGCCAUUUGUGACAAGAUGUCUGAUUCGCUGGACACAGACCCCUCUGUGUUGGGCACCUCCAAGAACACCCGUCUCUCAGACACCCCACCGCUGCUGCAGCAGAACUGCUCAUGUUAGGCAAGGCCCACCCUCCUGAUUUCCCCUUCUUGUGACCCCACACCCACUCUGCUUCCUGCAUUACACUCUGUCCACCCCCAGCCCCAAGCAAGCUGAGUUGCUGCUGUUCUUUGCCUGCAGUGGAGGUGGAAGCAUGCCCCUCGAAUUCUCUGCAGAUGGCCUCCCUUGCAGACACCCAGCCCCAAACCAACAACCAGGUCAUGGCAUGGGUUAAGGUUCACUUUACAAAAGAAGACUCAAUCUUACAAAGGGGAUUCACUUCAGGGACGUGGAGAGCGAGUCUCUUUUCUGCCUUUAAAAUAAGAUUUCCUCCUUUGACCAAAAUUUGACACAUGCACACUUUUCAGGCCUGGCCAACUGGGUAAGUGAGGCCAACCUACACAGCUAAUCCUAUUAAAGAAAACCUCCUCAUACACAACAUGCUUGUUUCAUAUCAGACUCCCUGUGGGGCUUCCUCUCAAAGCCCUAUGCCUAUUACCAUGGAUGCCCACAGGGCCUGGGCAGUUGCUGUGGUGACAGGCCAGAGCUAAUCUCCAGAGAGCUCAGACUCUCUAAUGAUGCUGAAGGAGCAAAGGCUAAGCCAGAAAUACAUUUAAAAGAAAAUAUUAUUCCCUGCAAAAUGUCAAAGGUUCCUGCUAUAUUAAAGAGUAGACGAGUGAGCUCAAGAAAGAGAAAGAGAAAGAAAAGAGAAUCACAGGCAAGAUAAAGGAACAGGUCAUGACUUUCUGAUUUUGCUGCUUUCCAGGUGGUUCUUAACUGUGGGAACUCCAUGAAAUUGGUCUUUGUUUUUUAGACUCCCAGAAUUUGAAAUAUUUAGAGUUACCUGGUCUGACUAGUCAAUUCCAGUCUUCACAUCUCUGAUAAGUGGCUGUCAGACCUCACAACCAAAUCUCUUUCUUCUAAAGCAUACCUUCUAGGCAGGGAUGGGAGCUCGUUGUCCAUACCAUCUUUGGGCAACUCUCAUAAUUGAAAGUUUUCCUUGCUUUAGGCUGAAAUCUGUGCCCUGGCAAUUCUUCUUCCUCUUUUCACCCCAUUUGUACCAGCUCUGCUGUCAGAGACCUCACAGUCUCUGCCCCUUGACACCCUCAGAUAAUUUGAGAACAGAAAUCAUGACCUCUGCCUUUUCUCCAAGUCAGAUAGUUCUGCUGUUCUUUUGGUGUCUUCCCUCCAAACUGCCCUUUCCUCCAACCCAUCUUUCAAUCACUGCUGAGUAGUACAACUGGGAAAUGUAAUUUAAGGCAGAAUAAAUCUAGGGGGCAUGACCCUGAAAAAAUUGGGAAAACUGAACUCAGAGGUCCCAAUCCCAAACUCACCCUCCUGGGAGUGAAAUCUUAGUUUCCACUGAAGAGAGGAUGUGAAACCAUUCCUAGGGAAAGCUGCUUAAUUAAAGCUGCUUAGUCACAUAAUGAGUAAAAGGAAAAACCAAAACCAAAAUCAAAACCACAUGAAAACCUUUGACACCAGAAACAAAUGGAGUGGAUUCUAGCUUGUUUAGACAUGGCACAUGUUUGGUUUUUAGCUGAAAUAAUGACAUGGAACUAGCACUGAUUCUUGAAAAAUCUUUCCUCCCAGCCCUAGCCCGAAUCCCCACUUCCCCCUUCACUAACAUGCUACCUCAGAAGUUGGUGGGGGAAGGGGGAGAGUCUCUCCCAAGUUUUUUGUCCAUUCCAAAUGCAG